ACCGUCUGCAUCCGAAACAAUCGCCAGUCGCAAGCCCGACGCUGUACCCGCCACGUGCUUUACAAAUUUAAAAUCCAUCCAACAAAACUGGCUGAUAAAAAAAAAAAGAAGAAAUUUCCCACCCGCUAUUAAAAGCUCGUUCGAUGGCCCCUCCAUUCCCACUCUCCGCUACCGCCGAAUAACCGAAUUAAAAAUACCUUUUCAAAUAAAAUCAUCGUCGUUAUCAACGUCAUUACAAUUAAUAAUAAAUAAAUUUCUCGCACAGUACAUCGUAACACGUGGACGCGUUAUUACAUUGCCCGUAUGCAUAUGCAUGUAUACGUACGUAAAAAUAAAAAGAAGUUCAUAAAUGAAACUAACUGAUUUAAUGACUGGCCGAUUAUUUAAAAUCGUCAAAAAUUUUUUCCAACAAAAAUAAAACCGAAGAGACUCUUUUCGAAGUGCGGAUAGUUUGAACGUUUCGCGAUUGAAAAAAAAAAAAAUGAAGAAAUAAGUUAAUUGAUUUACGAGAGACUUUACGCGAACUAUGUGAUAUCGGAUUAAAUGUAAAAAAAAUACAAGGAAACGCGAGAUCAAAAUUAAAAGAAAUUUCAAAAAGAGACGGAAGGAAAGAGGAAAAUUCGCAAUCUGUAGCAGACGAGGCGCGCGUUUGCUGAUAAAACGUGUAGAGAGAACCGAGGGAGAAGAGACGAGAAGACGCUGCAAGAUAUUCUCAGUUCUUUGUGAACAGUGUUUAGAAGAAGUAGAUUGAACAAGGUUGAAAUAAAAAUUAGAUCAAAAUUUGACAUUUGUACAACGAAACGUACAACGAUCCGUCGUAAUUAUAACUACUGUCUGCAAAUAUUUCGAAUAAUAAAAAGGAAAAACAGAAAAAAUAAAAAAAUUAUUCACCUUGCUUCACCGAUAGAACAAAUUAUAGUUAAAAAUAAAACACGGUUCACAUAAAAUCGUUCACGCAUACGAAUAGAUAACUGUAUAGAGAACAGAGAGAGAGAGAGAGAGAGAGUGACCGAAAUAAUAAUUUACUCGGUGACAUAAAAUUCGCGUCGCUCUGUAAUUUUUAACUUGAUCUUAUUUUUUUUUUUAUUGUAUUCACUAACGGGUGUGUUUCUUGAAUUUUGGGAGGGGAAUGAAAAACCGAGUGAGUCGGGCAAUCGUUUCUUAGAAAUUUUUGUGGACAGGGUGCGGAUGUUUGACGUGUAACGUGUAAGUCAAGGGUAAUUGUGGAAUACGAUCGUUUCCCCUCGAAUUUUCGUUGCUAAUUUCAACCUCGAGUUGGUUAAACAAUAAUUGAAAACAAUCCACGAUUCGUCGAGUUCAUUAAAAGUUGGUUGAUUAAGUUACUCGGAAAAUAUUCGUCGGAUUAAACGAACGUCACCACCUUUUCUAUGGACGCGUAAUCGAAAACUUGACUUUCGAGCAGCGUUCGCCAAGUGUGCACGUUUCUGCUCCAUGUGCGAGUAGGAUUUCUACCGAAAAACCCCUUAGACCGAAUUACCGAAUUAAUGUACGGAUAUAUACGUGAACACGAAUACGAAUACACGUGAAAUAAAUCGACGUUGGUCCUUGCACAUGCGGUACCAUAACGCGAAUACAACCGCGUCGCUCUACGCUGUUUCUGACAGCUUUUCAAAACUCAUUUCGUACAUACCGACAACUUCGAUUCAAACCGUUCGUGAGAAUAAAACUGGGGAAUGUUUUAAAAAUGUUGCAUAGUUUCAGCACUUUGGUGGUCAUCUCCGCGGCACUGACUACAGUCCAGAAUCAGGGAUUCGCGGAUCUGUACGGAGACAACAAAAACGAUUUGGAAUGGGACCUUCUGGAUGCUAUGCCGAUUCCAUCAUCGUCCGAAAGAUACCUUUACUACGAUAUUGGAUUGGACGGAUUUCCGGUAUACGGAUUUCGUCCGGGAGCAGAUGUCAAAAAACCCUACAGACUUCAUCUGCCGGAAAAAUUACCGGCUGAAUUUACCGUCGUAGCUAAUUUUAAAACGCUAUCGACAGGACCCAGCUACUUAUUCGCUGUACUCAACUCGUACGAUACCGUAGUACAACUCGGUCUAAGAAUAUCGGAUGGUCCAGGAACGAAUCAGAACAUAACACUUUUGUACACGAAUUCGGAUCUGCAUUCGCUUUCGGACGAGGUGGCAACUUUCACGGUAAAUCGUUUGGUCAAGAAAUGGGCUGAAGUUAUAUUAAAAGUAACGACGACCGAUAUCACACUCUAUUUCAAUUGUCACGAGUUUGGAAAGCAAAGAGUCACCAGAAUUCCAAGCGAACUCGUAUUCGACACCGCCAGUAAACUCUACAUCGGACAAGCCGGUCCGAACAUUCAGGGAAAUUUUAACGGGACACUUCAAACGCUUAAAAUUUAUUCAGGACACCCUCAGGAUCUGGUGAGAUGCGAUAGCGACAUUGCCAGUUUUGGAGAAUUUUCAGGUUCUGGUUCAGGGGACGACGAAUACGACCCAAUAGAUCGGCUAUUCAUAGUGGACGAUGAGGAUGAAGGUGCCGAGGUUAAACCACCCCCACCUUUUAUCGCACCACCCCCACCAAAUCCCGAGUCCAAAGGAUUGAAGGGAGAAAAAGGCGACAAGGGAGAGAAAGGAGAAAGUAUUCAAGGACCUCCGGGAUCGCCUGGACCGCCUGGACCGCCAGGAAUAUCUGGAACCAUCCUGGAGAAUCCAGAUGGGGGGAAAGCGGGUCCUCCGGGUCCACAGGGACCAAAAGGGGACACAGGUACGUGUUCUUGUAACACAUCGGCUCUAAUGUCCUCCUUCACGAUGCCGAAAAUGAUCCAGGGAGAAAAGGGAGAACCUGGUAUACCGGGGAGCGAAGGGAAACAAGGUCAAAUGGGAUUAACGGGUGCAGCUGGACCUCCUGGUGAGCGAGGUCAACAGGGGGCGGUGGGUCCGAAGGGCAAUACAGGUAACGUCGGAGCUCAAGGUCCGGAAGGGCCACAGGGUCAAAAAGGAGAACCCGGCAGGGACGGUGUUCCCGGAGAAAAAGGGGCCGAAGGUCCACCCGGUCCUCCUGGGAAGGGUGAAAUUUCCGGAUACGAUCCUAGUUGGAAACCAAGAAGUAUAAUCUACAGGACGGAGGGAAUAACGAUGCGUCCUGGACUUCCGGGGCAAAAAGGUGAUCCUGGUACUCCUGGUAGUUCCGGUCCUAAAGGAGAGCCAGGAGUUACAGGAGUGAAGGGAUCAAAAGGAGAACUCGGUCAGAAGGGUGUAAAGGGUGACAACGGUAAAGACGGUGCUGUAGGGGUUCAAGGAUUUAAAGGUGAGCCUGGGGCUCCCGGAGCUGCCGGACUUCCAGGUGCUCCAGGGGAAAACGCUAGACCAGCCGAGAAAGGUAGUAAAGGAGAUGCUGGACCGGAAGGGAAAAUGGGACCGGCAGGACCCCCCGGGCCCCCCGGACCGAAGUCGGAAGGAGGAAUCAAUGUUGGGGAAAUAGGUCCAGGUGAAAAAGGCGACAAGGGAGACAAGGGCGAUUUGGGUUAUAAGGGCGAUCUGGGUCUGAAGGGUGAAAAAGGUGAUACCGGAGAUUCGGGACCAGCGGGAAUUCCAGGCGUCAACGGGAUCCAGGGUCCUCAAGGCAACAAGGGAGAGCCCGGAAGAGACGGGACUCCAGGUGCCAGCGGAACAUCGGGAAUGAAGGGAGAAAGAGGAGAGCAAGGACCUCCAGGAGUCACCGCCAUUGCUGGGCCAGGAGAUUACGUUACAAUUAAGGGAGAAAAAGGAGCUGAGGGAAAAAGAGGGAGGAGAGGGAGACCGGGAGCUCCGGGACCCGUCGGACCACCGGGAAAAAGUGGAAUCAACGGGGAAAUCGGACUUCCAGGAUUCAUGAAUGGAAAGGGUCGACCCGGACAACCAGGAGUCCCUGGAAAUCCAGGAGCAACGGGAGAAAAAGGAAACAAGGGAGAUCCGGGCGCACCGAGUCCUUACGGACUUUCAGUUGGGGUUAAAGGAGAUAAAGGCGAUCCAGGGUUCCCCGGAAUUCCUGGAACACCGGGUCGCGAUGGGCAGCGAGGUCAUCCGGGACCGCCUGGUCCGGCUGGUCCAGCUUCUCAAGGGAAAUUCAUUCCGGUUCCUGGACCGCCAGGACCUCCUGGGCCCCCAGGAUCACCAGGAUUAUCUUUGAUCGGUCAAAAAGGAGAACCCGGAAUCGGGAGAAGCCAUAUUUUCAUGGAAAGAGGGGACGGUUAUUACGGCUCUAGACAAGGACCAAGAAGCAGUUUAGAUGAAUUAAAAGCUCUCAGAGAGUUGAAACAGCUGAAGGAACUCAAAGAGCAUUACGGAUCGGGAACUAUCGCUACCAGAGGUCCUGCUUCAGAAAGUACAACAAAAAUUGUCCCCGGAGCGGUGACGUUCCAAAACACCGACGCAAUGACAAAAAUGUCGGCUGUCAGUCAAGUUGGAACUUUGGCUUACAUAAUAGACGAAGAAGCGUUGCUAGUGAGGGUGAAUAACGGAUGGCAAUACAUCGCUCUGGGCUCUCUGCUCCCCAUAACAACUCCGGCUCCACCGACCACAGCACCACCCCCGGUGAAGGCACCGUUCGAAGCGUCGAAUCUGAUAAAUCAAAUUCCUUUAAAAACUGACGGGACAGGAUGGUACCCGAAAAUGCUGCGAAUGGCUGCACUCAACGAACCUUACACGGGAGAUAUGCAUGGCGUUAGGGGUGCGGAUUACGCCUGUUAUCGCCAAUCGAAACGUGCAGGUCUAACGGGAACUUUCAGAGCAUUUUUGAGCUCAAGGGUACAAAAUGUCGACAGCAUCGUCAGAUUUGCGGAUCGAGAUCUGCCGAUAGUCAAUAUUAAGGGUGACGUGCUGUUCAAUUCAUGGAAAGAAAUGUUCAACGGUGACGGUGCCUACUUUUCUCAAAGCCCAAGAAUCUACAGUUUUAACGGGAAAAAUAUCUUAACGGAUGAUUUCUCCUGGCCGGAGAAAGUAGCGUGGCACGGUUCUCACAAAUUAGGUGAUAGAGCAAUGGACACUUACUGCGACGCGUGGCAUUCCAGUAGUUCUGAUCGUUUUGGAUUGGGUUCGCCGUUGAACGGAGAACGUUUGUUGGAACAAGUCCGAUAUUCCUGCGAUAACAAAUUCGCUCUACUCUGCAUAGAAGUAACGAGUCAGACGACGAGGCGUCGUAGAGAGACCGAUGAGGAUUAUCAAGAAAAUCAUCAGCUCAUCGAAAAUCUGGAACUGAACGAAGAAGACUAUAGAAAACAUUUGGAAGAACUGAUGGAUGAUUAAUUGAUAAAAAAAAGGUCAUAAUUAGAUCAAUCGAAAACGGAAGGGGUUCACGGUCGAGAAAAUAAAUCACUCAUCGUAAAAUAUUUAAAAAAAUCGGCUUAAUUUCGGUCAAGAAAAAAAAAAAAAAAAAAAUUUCACAUUUCUUCUUAUAUUUUACACGUUGAGAAUGAACUUGACCUACCGCUAAUAUAAGCUCAAUCGUAAUUCCAACGAGCCGAAUAAUCGUAGAUCUUCUACUUGA
Athalia rosae (coleseed sawfly) is the source of this 5498-nucleotide messenger RNA. RefSeq names its product collagen alpha-1(XVIII) chain (gene Mp). Bases 1706 to 5257 code for a protein of 1183 amino acids. The transcript is spliced from 24 exons. NCBI's taxonomy places the organism in Eukaryota, Metazoa, Arthropoda, Insecta, Hymenoptera, Athaliidae. The record is from RefSeq and is a predicted model, not a curated record.